Molecule: messenger RNA, 1659 nt
Organism: Anoplophora glabripennis (Asian longhorned beetle)
Lineage: Eukaryota; Metazoa; Arthropoda; Insecta; Coleoptera; Cerambycidae
Product: zinc finger CCCH-type with G patch domain-containing protein
Exons: 6
Coding region: 86-1552 (488 amino acids)
Biological process (GO): negative regulation of DNA-templated transcription; regulation of transcription by RNA polymerase II
Cellular component (GO): nucleus
Molecular function (GO): metal ion binding; RNA polymerase II cis-regulatory region sequence-specific DNA binding; DNA-binding transcription factor activity, RNA polymerase II-specific
Source: RefSeq, a predicted model, not a curated record
AUGAACGUAACUGUCAAAAAGUGCCAAGAAAAGUUUGCUGAUGUAAAUACCAUAAAGUAAAUAAAUAAUACACAUACAUAUUUUUAUGUAUGCAGUAAUAAUGAAUUCAGAUGAAACUUCCUUAUACAAACAGCAACUUCUGAAAGUAAAUGAAGCUCUACUUACGUGCCCAGAGGGACCAGAAAAGGAAGAAUUAAUCAUUCUUAAGGAGAGUAUCCAGGAACUUUUGUUGCUUACCGAUGAACCAAAUGCCUCAAAUAAUCCAUCGAAUAAUAAUGACCCUUUAUCAGACGAGUUUGCCCUUUUCAUGGCUGAAAUGGAAAAAGAAGGAGCAGUAGUUAAACGGGACGAAGAACCUGCAUUGAAAAAGCUAGAACUGAACGACAUCGAAGGCAAAAAAUGUAGGGCUCCUCAUAAACAUCAGUGGGGCAACAUUGCGUACCACAAUGCAAUGAUUUGUUCAGUAGAACCGGAAAGUGUUGAUGAUGAAAUGAUGGUCCGAGUUCUGUUUAUAAAUCCCACUCACCAAGAAAUGUUACCUUGUCCUUAUUACUACGAAUCUGACUGCAAAUUUACAGAAGACAAAUGUCGGUUUUCUCACGGAGAGCUAGUUACUUAUUCUAGUUUACAAGAAUAUAUUGAACCCAAAUUCGAUCUCCUAUCUCGAGGCAGUUAUAUACUCGCUAAACAGAAAAAUAAUUUGUGGUACAGAGCUAUCGUCAAGAAAAUUUAUGAGGAGAGGUGUUUAGUUAAGUUUGAAUCUAAUAGAAAGGAAGAGGAAGUUAUUUUAGAGCAUAUAUUCCCUUUAAAUGGUGAUAACGAAUCUAAUGAAGAUGUGAGUAGCGACGAUGACAAUUCCAAUAAAUAUGAAGCAAACGAAGAUGAAGACAUUAUUAAUAUGAGUCUUAUGAUCACUCCGUCUGCUCAGGUUUUGGGAGAUUGGGAAAGGUAUACAAAAGGUAUGGGAUCAAAACUGAUGCAAAAAAUGGGUUAUAUUGUGGGGACAGGACUGGGAAAAAAAUCUGAGGGUAGGAUUGAACCCGUCACAGCCAUGAUUCUGCCUCAAGGAAAAUCGUUAGAUCAUUGUAUGAAACUUCGCGAACAGGCGGGCAAUGACAAAGAUUUAUUCAGCGUGGAAAGAAAACUAAAGCGGUUGCAAAGAAAGCAAGAAAUGCAGUGUAAAAAAGCGUACGAAAGGCAGUCGAAAGAAGUAGACGUUUUCAAUUUCAUAAAUAAAACCCUAGGAGACGGAAAUAGUCAAGACACGACAGAGAAAAUCGAAGAGAGGCAAAAGAUUAAAAAGGAAUGUUCGAGGAGCCUUAAUAUAAAAAGUUUACAGAUCGCGGACAACAUUAGGAAAGUGGAACGGGAUUUAGAGAGGCUCAAGGAUUCGUUAGCGAGGCAUACAGACGUUACCUCAAACAUACACUUGAAACUGAAGGAUAAGCUGGUGUACAGACAGGACCAAUUGAAAAUGUAUCAAACCCAGGCUUUAAUGAUCAGGAACGAGCAGAGUUUGCGGAGUAACAAGAAAAAGAUGACUGUGUUUUAGAUUGCAAAGUGUUUAUACUCAUAAUAUUGAGCAUUUGUAUGUACAUAUUAAAUUUCGUGAUUACGGUCUUAUGUAACUAAUAUUUAAAUAAAAAGAAACUGAAAAUU